AUGGGUCGUGCGCGCAAAUCCAGCCAUCUGGGGGAGGAUAUCCGGGGGGACACCAGCGCCCCGGCCAUGUCCACCAUGAACGAGGUCAGCCCCAUCGAGGGAGAGGCCCCUAAAUGGGACAAGCUACUUCAGACCGAGGGAGCCCCUGAAAAAUCUCUCAAGUCGCAGUCGAAGCGGCGCAAAGUCCGAUCGCUUCCCCGUCGCUUCAAAAAUCUGUGCCUGAAACAUACAUGGGUCCUACCGCUGCUGUUGAUGUCCGCGCUCCUUCUCGCAUACGCCGUCAACCCGACUCCAGACAAUCCGCUCCAUGGCGCCAUCUUCUUGUCCUACCCGCAACCUCCCAAGACUCCUGGCGGCCCUAUCAUGUAUGGAAAAGGUGCCUUGGACUUCGCUUUCGUCGGCUUCUAUACCAUCGUCUUGUCCUUCACUCGAGAAUUCCUGAUGCAGUGUGUCAUCCGCCCCUGGGCCGCGUGGUGUGGAAUUCGUGGCAGAGGAAAGACCGCUCGGUUCAUGGAGCAAGUGUACACGGCGAUGUACUUUGCAAUUUUCGGACCCUUCGGCCUCUACGUCAUGAAGCAGACGGAUAUCUGGUACUUCAACACCACAGCGAUGUUUGAAGGGUUUCCUCAUCGGGAACAUGUCGGUAUCUUUAAAGCCUACUAUCUCCUCCAGGCCAGUUACUGGGCCCAGCAAGCCAUUGUGCUGCUGUUGCAGCUGGAGAAGCCACGGAAGGAUUUCAAAGAGCUGGUGGGACACCACAUCAUCACUCUGGCGCUGAUCUGGUUGAGCUACCGGUUUCACUUCACCUACAUGGGCAUCGCGGUCUAUAUCACGCAUGAUAUCUCGGACUUUUUCCUGGCUACUUCGAAAACCCUCAACUACCUCGACUCGAUUAUCACGGCCCCAUACUUUGGCAUGUUCGUCGGCAUGUGGAUUUACCUGCGCCACGUGCUUAACCUGAAGAUUCUCUGGGCUGUUCUGACCGAAUUCCGCACCGUUGGCCCCUACGAGCUCAACUGGGAGACGCAGCAGUACAAGUGCUGGAUCAGUCAGAUCAUCACCUUCGCUCUGCUCGCCAGUCUCCAGGCUGUCAACCUCUUCUGGCUCUUCCUCAUUCUUCGCAUCCUAAAGAACUACGUAUUCAACAGCAUUAGAAAGGACGAGAGAAGUGAGGAUGAAGAUUCUGAGGAGGAAAUCGAGCAGGAUGCCAAGAGCCAGGCCACCCUCGCGACUGGCGUGGAACCACCCUCCCUCACCGCACGCAAGCCUGGCAAGGAGAGCCAUACCCCUCAGGUCCUGGUCAACGGUGAACCUCUCAGCACAAGGGCUCGGUCUUGA
Molecule: messenger RNA, 1338 nt
Organism: Aspergillus clavatus NRRL 1
Lineage: Eukaryota; Fungi; Ascomycota; Eurotiomycetes; Eurotiales; Aspergillaceae
Product: TLC domain-containing protein
Exons: 3
Coding region: 1-1338 (445 amino acids)
Biological process (GO): ceramide biosynthetic process
Cellular component (GO): membrane
Molecular function (GO): sphingosine N-acyltransferase activity
Source: RefSeq, a predicted model, not a curated record